Macadamia integrifolia is the source of this 1435-nucleotide messenger RNA. Its product is annotated as peter Pan-like protein. The transcript is spliced from 8 exons. Gene Ontology annotation, biological process: rRNA processing; ribosomal large subunit assembly. Gene Ontology annotation, molecular function: rRNA binding. The coding region runs from base 210 to 1163 and encodes 317 amino acids. NCBI's taxonomy places the organism in Eukaryota, Viridiplantae, Streptophyta, Magnoliopsida, Proteales, Proteaceae. The record is from RefSeq and is a predicted model, not a curated record. Gene Ontology annotation, cellular component: preribosome, large subunit precursor.
CGUUGUGACUUGUGAACCCAUUGCGGCCUUGCACCCUGGGGAUUUGAGAUCUAAAUAUCUCAUUCAAGCCGAACCCCUAAACCCUUCCCUCUCUCCAUCUCUUUCACGGUACACAGACGCCCGGCGAAGCUCUGUAAAUUUGGGGCUUAGGGAAUCGGAAGCUAUCUGGGAUAUAUUAAAACCCUAAAGUACAAUAUUUUAUAGCUGAAAUGGCCCGCUUCCCAAAUAAAAAGAGGAAGGUGUUCAUUAAGCCGGUUGUAAAGAAACCCAGCGUUGAUCAUGUCACGGGAGAUAAAAUCCCCAAGAGCUUUGUGUUUUCAAGAGGAAAGCUGCCGAGUUCUCUGAAAAAGCUGCAAAUGGACUUAAGAAAGUUGAUGCUCCCCAAUACUGCACUUAAGCUAAAGGAAAAGAAACGGAAUAAUCUUAAGGAUUUUUUGAACGUUGCUGGGCCAAUGGGUGUUACUCAUUUCCUUAUGUUAUCAAAAACAGAUACAGCAGCCUAUCUGAGGGUUGCAAGGACCCCCCAAGGCCCUACCCUUACAUUCAAAAUACAUGAGUAUUCAUUGGCAGCUGAUGUUGCUCAAUCUCAGUUGCGUCCUAGAUGCCCUCCAGAACUUUUCAAGAACUCUCCUCUGAUUGUCCUUUCUGGUUUUGGGACUGGAGAUCAACAUCUAAAGCUCACAACUAUUAUGUUUCAAAACAUAUUUCCAGCCAUUGAUAUCAAUACUGUUAAACUUGGUUCAUGCCAAAGAAUUGUGUUACUUAACUAUAAUAAAGAGACGAAGCUUAUUGAUUUUCGGCAUUAUUCCAUCAGAUUACAGCCUGUCGGUGUCUCUCGUAGACUUAGAAAAUUUGUACUGAACCAUCAGGCACCAGAUUUGAAGAGCCUACAGGAUGUCAGCGACUUUGUGACUAGGGCAGGUUAUGGGUCAGAAAGUGAAGGAGAUGAAGAAGCAGCAACAGUGAGUCUACCAAAUGAUCUUGGUAGAGUUAAUAGAGCUUCAACAAAAAGUGCUGUCAAGCUUCAAGAGAUUGGACCUAGGAUGACUCUUCAAAUUAUGAAAGUUGAGGAAGGAUUGUGUACUGGUGGAGUCAUCUUCAGUGAAUACGGAAGUGGAGGGGUUGCAAAAAAGGAGGAAAAUCAAGAAGUCCAUGAAGAUUAGCCUGGUAAAGUAGUCAUAGCCCGGUUCUAGGGGCCAAAAAAACAAGAUUUUUGUUUGGCCUGACACUGCCCUUUUUAUAGGGGUUUGGGGAGUUUUGGGGACACUAAUGUUGAUAUUGUCCAUGGAAAUGGCAUACAAAAAAGUUUGGAUGGGUUUUGGCUGAUCUCUCUCGAUACGAAUUUUGUUCUUCUGUAAGGUUAUAGAGUUUUGCUUUUAUUAAUUUCUUCAAAUCAAAUGAACAAUCCCUGAGCAGGGCUAUUAUUUCCUGUUAA